Molecule: messenger RNA, 1170 nt
Organism: Caenorhabditis briggsae
Lineage: Eukaryota; Metazoa; Nematoda; Chromadorea; Rhabditida; Rhabditidae
Gene: Cbr-clec-262
Product: Protein CBR-CLEC-262
Exons: 6
Coding region: 1-1170 (389 amino acids)
Source: RefSeq, a predicted model, not a curated record
AUGAAAACACUUUCGGAGACCUCUCGGAGCAUUCUCGGUGCACCAGACAUCAUUCUAAACACGCGCGAAUAUGAAAACAUGGCAACAGAAGAUGAGAUUCCCAAAUGUUUCCGACUGCUCCAUCCGAUUGGAUUUUUCGCAUUCAUUGUUUUUUUAAACAUGCCACUCUUCGCUCUUUUUCUUGUUUUAUUACUCUUGCCUAGAACGUUCUCUGAUUCCAAUUCUAUGAUAGUCACCUAUGGAAAACCUAUAAACUACACAGCAUCCUUUUCGCACAUCUCUACUACAUGGGAGGAAUGCGUUGGGGCCUGUUAUCAGAGUCUGAGUUGUGUUGUAGCACACACUCCUGAAAGCCCCAUCAACUGCAAAUUAUUCGAUGUUAGCAAAGUUUUUGAAGUGGAAAAAUUAGAGUCAUCAAGCGGAUUAUUGGUGGCGUUCAAAGCCAUAAACAGUGGGAAUACAUGUCCAAUUGGGGAUAAUCCACCGACGUUUGGAAAUUCAAAAAACCAGGGGACCGCUUCAAACCAAAUCGCAAAUUAUACUUAUGACAUCGACUAUAGUGUUGGCGACACUUGGCAACUUUCCUAUACUGCUAUCCCGGUGUGCCCGAGUGGCUGGACACAGUUCACCCGACCCAGUACUAACGGGUGCAUUCAGGUUAUCGGAGGACCAGACGUCACUUAUACUCAAUCUGAAGCUCUUACGAAUUGUGAAAACUUGGGUUCAACACUGACUGGUCUCGAGACAAUAGACGAGCGGGACUUCGUUGCUAACACUGGAAUAGCUUUGCUUGGCCAAGAUUAUCCAGAAUAUGCAGGAUUCUGGGUAUCAGGAACCCGAAAGCCAGAGUGUUAUACCGAUGGUUGGGAGGGUUACUCGUACUGUACUGGCACUUCUCUACAACAAUUCGAUUUCACGGACGGCUACCUGACCAACUACGCCGGAUUCACAUGGGACUGGCAGCAACCCGAUAGAAAUCUGAAUGGUCCCUGGGCAAAUUGCAUUCAAAUUUGGAUAAGAAAUCAGGCUAAAUUUCCGCAAUAUUAUUAUACACUUUUUGCAAACGGGAAUGCUGAUGAUGCAGUAUGUGAUGUCGUGGAUUAUCAAAACUAUCAUUUACGCGGAUUCGCAUGUGGAAAGAUUCCAGAAGUUCCAAUGGGAGCUAUUUGA